Talpa occidentalis (Iberian mole) is the source of this 1433-nucleotide messenger RNA. RefSeq names its product BARX homeobox 2 (gene BARX2). Gene Ontology annotation, biological process: regulation of transcription by RNA polymerase II. Gene Ontology annotation, cellular component: nucleus. The coding region runs from base 98 to 940 and encodes 280 amino acids. Gene Ontology annotation, molecular function: RNA polymerase II transcription regulatory region sequence-specific DNA binding; DNA-binding transcription factor activity, RNA polymerase II-specific. The transcript has 4 exons. The record is from RefSeq and is a predicted model, not a curated record. NCBI's taxonomy places the organism in Eukaryota, Metazoa, Chordata, Mammalia, Eulipotyphla, Talpidae.
GGGCUGAGGCUCCCGCCGACGCGCCAGCCCCAGCGGUCCCCGCCGGCCGGGCAGUCGCAGCCGCGCUCGGGCCGGCGGGCGCUCGCCGCGGCUCACCAUGCAUUGCCACGCGGAGCUGAGGCUGAGCUCGCCCGGCCAGCUCAAAGCAGCCAGGCGGCGCUACAAGACUUUCAUGAUCGACGAGAUCCUCUCCAAAGAGACCUGCGACUACUUUGAGAAACUUUCCCUCUACUCGGUUUGCCCGUCGCUGGUCGUGCGACCCAAGCCCCUGCAUUCUUGUACUGGCCCCGCUUCCCUUCGGGCCUAUCCUCUCCUCUCGGUCAUCACCCGGCAGCCCACAGUCAUCUCUCAUCUGGUCCCUGCCACCCCUGGAAUCACCCAGGCAUUGUCACGCCACCCGGCCCCAGAGGCUCCUUCUGCUGAGACCCCAGGUGGCGAGGCUCUGGGCAGCAGUGAGUCGGAGACAGAGCAGCCCACCCCCCGGCAGAAGAAGCCCCGCCGGAGCCGCACCAUCUUCACCGAGCUGCAGCUCAUGGGCUUGGAGAAGAAAUUCCAGAAGCAGAAGUACUUGUCCACCCCAGACAGGUUGGACUUGGCCCAGUCUCUGGGACUCACUCAACUGCAGGUGAAGACUUGGUAUCAGAACCGUAGGAUGAAAUGGAAGAAAAUGGUUCUCAAAGGUGGACAGGAAGCACCCACAAAACCCAAAGGUCGCCCCAAGAAGAACUCCAUCCCCACAUCAGAGGAGAUUGAAGCUGAAGAGAAGAUGAACAGUCAGGCCCAGAGCCAGGAGCACCAUGAGCCCUGCCAGGGACAGGAGGAGCUCUGUGACGCCCAGGAACCCAAAGCGCCUGAUGUCCCCUUAGAGGCAGCUGAGCCCGCAGGCCAGUCCCCAGAGCUGCCCAUAGCCUCUUCUUCGGAACCCCCACCAUCAAGCUAAAAUAAAACUCUUUGGGGGGAAAAGGGAAGAUGGGAAGAAGGGGAAGAGACAAGGCAGGGAGAAUAGGGAAAGAAUAACUUCCAAAUGCUGAGUAAACUGGGGAGAAGAGAACAACUUGUCCCCCUCCCUCCACAGUUCUCAGUGGCAUUUUCACUGCAAGCAUUUGAAGACUUGCUUGCCUUAGGCCUUUCUCUGCUUUAGCCACAGGGAUGCCCUUGAUUAAGGGAGACAGUGCCUUGGAACUGCCUGCUCCAGCUGGGGUGACAACUUGGGGCUGGGUACCAGAGGCCUGCCCACAUUGCAAGCCCCACCUUGGUGUGCAAUGGGGGGCAUGCUUGCUUGCUCCCUGCCAGCGCCCCCCCGGGCAGCCAAUCAUCAAAGCAAAGAGAUAUGGAGGUGCAUGGGCAGCAAGCCCAGGUUCCUUGCUGAUUCAGCACUUAUUUCUGUAGUUCUUAAAAGAGAAUUUAUUGUUUUUGGUUGUUGCUUUUUUGUG